Sordaria macrospora k-hell is the source of this 1062-nucleotide messenger RNA. RefSeq lists its product as uncharacterized. Gene Ontology annotation, molecular function: GTPase activity; G-protein beta/gamma-subunit complex binding; G protein-coupled receptor binding. Gene Ontology annotation, cellular component: heterotrimeric G-protein complex. NCBI's taxonomy places the organism in Eukaryota, Fungi, Ascomycota, Sordariomycetes, Sordariales, Sordariaceae. Gene Ontology annotation, biological process: G protein-coupled receptor signaling pathway. The record is from RefSeq and is a predicted model, not a curated record.
AUGGGUUGCGGAAUGAGUACAGAGGAUAAGGAGGGCAAGGCCCGGAACGAGGAGAUCGAGAACCAGCUCAAGAGGGAUCGCAUGCAACAACGUAAUGAGAUCAAGAUGCUUCUUCUGGGUGCUGGUGAAUCCGGAAAGUCGACCAUCUUGAAGCAGAUGAAGCUUAUCCACGAAGGAGGUUACUCGCGCGACGAGCGCGAGUCGUUCAAGGAAAUCAUCUUCAGCAACACUGUGCAGUCCAUGCGCGUCAUCCUCGAGGCCAUGGAGUCCCUAGAGUUGCCACUGGCCGACCAGCGCGUCGAGUACCAUGUCCAGACCAUCUUUAUGCAGCCCGCUCAAAUAGAAGGCGACGUGCUGCCUCCUGAGGUCGGCAAUGCCAUCGAAGCCCUUUGGAGUGACGCUGGCGUCCAGAGCUGCUUUAAGAGGUCAAGGGAGUACCAACUGAACGACUCGGCAAGAUACUACUUCGAUAAUAUCGCCCGUAUCGCCGCGCCGGACUAUAUGCCCAACGACCAGGAUGUUCUGCGAUCGCGUGUCAAGACGACCGGUAUUACGGAAACGACUUUCAUUAUUGGCGAUCUUACGUACCGUAUGUUCGACGUCGGUGGACAGCGUAGCGAACGCAAGAAGUGGAUCCACUGCUUCGAGAACGUCACCACCAUUCUCUUCCUGGUCGCCAUUUCCGAGUACGAUCAGUUGCUUUUCGAAGAUGAAACCGUCAACCGCAUGCAGGAGGCCCUUACUCUGUUCGACUCCAUCUGCAACUCCAGGUGGUUUAUCAAGACAUCUAUCAUUCUUUUCCUCAACAAGAUCGAUAGGUUCAAGGAGAAGUUGCCCGUCAGCCCGAUGAAGAACUACUUCCCCGAUUACGAGGGUGGCGAUGACUACGCCGCCGCUUGCGACUAUAUCCUCAACCGCUUCGUCAGUUUGAACCAGCACGAGACCAAGCAGAUCUACACGCAUUUCACCUGCGCGACGGAUACCACACAAAUUCGCUUCGUCAUGGCUGCGGUCAAUGAUAUCAUUAUCCAGGAGAACCUGCGUCUCUGCGGUUUGAUCUGA